AUGGAGAGGUUUUAUAAACGGAAAGCUCAAGACAUAGACACUGCCAACAAUAACAGAAAUUCAUGUCUAGAUGAUCUCAAUUGGGAAGAGGAGAUUAAAUAUGAUCCAGGCUUGAGAAAACAAAUUGAUGCUUACCAUCCUAACCAUAGAGAAAAGGUCAGAAGAAAAUAUUUGGAAAAUGGACCUUGCCAGCCUCGCACAUGUAAUUUUCCUGUGUCAGAUAUUGGAGACAAGCCAAGAAGAUUUAUCCCAGAAUGGUUUGAUGAGUUUGGAAGUUGGCUUGAAUAUAGUGAGUCAAAGGACAGAGCAUAUUGUUUUUGUUGUUUCUUAUUCAGAGAAAAGAAGGAUGCAGGAUAUGAAUCAUUUGUAGUUAAUGGUUGGAAUGGUUAUCAUAGGAAAGCAAGGCUAAAGUCACAUGUUGGUGACGUUGGUGGCUUACACUUCAAUGCAAUGAAGAAGUGCGAUGAUUUGUUACAAAGAAAGCAACACAUAGAUGUUGCUUACAAUCAGAUAAGCGAGACAGCUAAGAAAGCUUAUUUUACUCGGUUGAAUGGAUCCAUUGAUACUGCUAGGCUAUUGUUGAAGCAAGGAUUGCCUUUUCGUGGCCAUGAUGAGUCACUAGAAUCCAACAACAGAGGGAACUUCAAGGAGUUUUAUGAUUGCUUAGCACAACAUGAUCCAGAGUUACGCAAAGCGGUGAGUACAAAUGCUGCAGCUAAUAGUUGUUUGCUAGCUCCUGAAAUUCAAAGGGACAUUGUUGAAUGUUUUGCAAAUGAGAUUGUACACUCUAUCCUUGAAGAACUUGGCAAUGAUGUGUUUUGCUUGCUAGUUGAUGAGUCAAGAGAUGUUUCUUGCAAAGAACAGAUGGCUGUGGUCUUGAGAUAUGUGGACAAAUGUGGGAUCGUGAAAGAGAGGUUUGUUGGUGUUGUGCAUGUGACUGAAACAACUUCUUCUCACCUGAAGUCAUCUAUUGAUUCUCUACUUGCAAAGUUUAAACUAAGCUUAAAGCAAUGCCGAGGCCAAGGAUAUGAUGGUGCUAGCAAUAUGCGAGGUGAGUUCAAUGGCUUGCAAUCAUUGAUCAUGAGAGAAAGUAGGACAGCUUAUUAUGUGCAUUGCUUUGCUCACCAACUUCAAUUAGUCAUUGUGGCUGUCGUGAGAAAACAUAAGGGCGUAAGCAAUUUCUUAAGCAUGAUUUCUAUCUUAUUAAAUGUGGUGGGUGGAUCAGCUAAGAGACGAGAUAUGAUUAGAGAUAUUAAUCAUGAGCAAGUGACAAAGGCAUUAGGUUAUGGGCAACUUGAGACCGGGACAGGGUUAAAUCAAGAGCAAUGCCUUCAAAGACCCGGAGAUACUCGUUGGAGUUCUCAUUACAAAACUUUCAAAAGUUUAGUCAACAUGUUUCCUACAAUAGUUGAAGUGCUAAAAGCUGUUGAAAAGGAUGAAAGAGAUUGGAAAAAUAGAGAUCAAGCAUCAAAUCUUCUAGUAUACUUCAAAUCAUUUGACUUUGCCUUUUAUUUGCAUCUCAUGUUGACUACAUUAACUGCCACAAAUGUCUUGUCAUUAGCAUUGCAACGCAAGGAUCAAGACAUUGUUAAUGCCAUUGGAUGUGUGAAAUCAACUAGACUCCAUUUGAAUAAUCUUAGAAGAGAUGGGUGGGACAAAUUAUUAGAUGAAGUGAAUGAGUUUUGCAACAAGCAUGAAAUUGACCAAAUGGAAAUGGAAGAUACAUAUAUUGAUCCCCGGCAACCUAGAAAAAAAACAGGAAUUACAUACAAGCAUCACUAUGAAGUGGAUUGCUUUAAUGAUGUUAUUGAUUGGCUAGUUCAAGAGCUUGAUAGCCGCUUUAGUGAGACAAGCUCUCAAUUGCUUGUUUGCUCAGCUGCUUUCGACCCAAGGGAUCAAUUUCAUGCUUUUGAUGUGGAGACUUUGAUGAGCUUAGCAAAACUCUAUCCUGAUGAUUUUAGUUCUGAUGAGUUGAGGGAGCUUAGCCAUGAUCUUUGCCUUUACAUUGCAGAUGUGCGAGAAGAUGCUAGAUUCUCCAACAUCAACACUAUCAGUGAGCUCUCUCAAAAAAUGGUUGAGAUGAGAAAACAUCAUCGUUAUCCAUUGGUCUAUCGACUUUUGAAGCUUGUACUAGUACUGCCUGUCGCUACUGCAACAGUUGAGAGAUGCUUUUCUGGAAUGAAGAUUGUCAAAACAAGUUUGUCUAAUCGCAUGGGUGAUCAACACUUGAGUCAUAGACUUAUUUGCUAUCUAGAGAAAGAAGAAAUGAAGAAAGUAAGUAACGAGGCUGUGGUUCGUCGUUUCAUGACCAUGGAAGGAAAAGGGCGCAAAUACGAUCUCUGAUAGCCAAGGCUUGGGAUCUUCAUCAUGGUCUCCUCGAUCAAAGAUUUUGCUAUAUGGGCAUAUUUUCUUGAUGAUUUUGGCAUUCUAUCAAUGAAUACACUUCUUUUUUGUUAAAUGGUGAGUGCUAUGUUUAAACCAAAAUCUUAUCUCUAUUGCUAG
Molecule: messenger RNA, 2502 nt
Organism: Sorghum bicolor (sorghum)
Lineage: Eukaryota; Viridiplantae; Streptophyta; Magnoliopsida; Poales; Poaceae
Product: zinc finger MYM-type protein 1
Exons: 2
Coding region: 1-2343 (780 amino acids)
Molecular function (GO): protein dimerization activity
Source: RefSeq, a predicted model, not a curated record